GUUCAGAAAUCCGCCUCCCCUCCCAGCCCUAGGUGCCUGCUUCGGAAAAUGAAGUAAUACGUCAAUUGGCCUCCGCCAUCUUAGGUAAAGUUAGUAUCCAGUGAGAGAAAGAUGCAGUCGGGGAAUCUCUGGAGAGUUCUGGGACUCUGCCUCUUAUCAGCUGGUGCUUGGGGGCAAGAAGAGAAUGAAGAUAAUGCAUAUAAAGUCUCCAUCUCCGGAACCAAGGUAGAGCUGACAUGCCCUAAGAAUCUUCAAUCUGAAACAACAAGUUGGGAAAAAGAUGGUCAAUCAAAAAGCCAUUAUAAAGGGAGCCACAUAGUACUGGACGAUUUUUCAGAAGUGAAAGACAGUGGUUAUUAUGCCUGCUACAUAAGCACCUCGAGGGAGAAUCUCCAUUAUCUCUACCUAAAAGCAAGAGUGUGUGAGAACUGCAUAGAAGUGGAUCUGACAGCCGUAGCUACAAUCAUCAUAGUCGACAUCUGCAUUACUCUGGGCUUGCUUCUGCCGGUAUAUUACUGGAGCAAGAAUAGAAAGGCCAAGACCAAGCCUGUGACCAGAGGAGUAGGUGCUGGCAGCAGGCCCAGUGGACAAAACAAGGAGAGGCCACCACCUGUUCCCAAUCCAGACUAUGAGCCCAUCCGGAAAGGCCAGCGGGACCUGUAUUCUGGGCUGAACCAGAGAGGCACCUGACAGCUCCUGAGGACACUGCAUCUCCCACUGGCCCAGUCUUGGCUCCUUCUUUUCCAAGCACCCUGCUCCUCUGUUUCCUGGGCAAGUCUUAGACUCCACAGGAAAACUGUCCUUCUGCCUAGUGUAGAACUCACUCACACCUGCAGCUCUAUCCCCUCUCUCUUUCCAAUCUUCUCUGCUGGAGCCUCAUCCCAGGGUAUUCCUUCUUCGUUGUUCUUUGAAAUAUCAUCGCUACUUACCCCUUCACAUCUGGCCUGCACUCUUGUAAGGAUAUUUAUCUCUGCUAUUUACCACCACUCCCAAUUCCUUUCUCCCCUGAUGGAUGUUACUUCUCUCUUCAGUAUCCUCCUUUUCCUGCCUAAAAGUUGCCCCCAAACCUAACUGCCCCAUCUACCUUUCUAUUUUUCCAGCUCCCUUUUUGUUGACCCCUCUCUAGGAAUGCACUG
Pteronotus mesoamericanus is the source of this 1136-nucleotide messenger RNA. Its product is annotated as T-cell surface glycoprotein CD3 epsilon chain. The record is from RefSeq and is a predicted model, not a curated record. Gene Ontology annotation, biological process: positive thymic T cell selection; cell surface receptor signaling pathway. Gene Ontology annotation, molecular function: transmembrane signaling receptor activity. NCBI's taxonomy places the organism in Eukaryota, Metazoa, Chordata, Mammalia, Chiroptera, Mormoopidae. The coding region runs from base 112 to 690 and encodes 192 amino acids. Gene Ontology annotation, cellular component: alpha-beta T cell receptor complex; external side of plasma membrane; membrane. The transcript is spliced from 8 exons.